AUGUCCAGCUCAGCCAUCCCGCCCCUCAAUGUUGGUGCCCCAGCCCCAGAGGCUCUGUCCCUUCUGCAACAGCACCUGUUGUUGGCUGAGGAGGAGGCUGAAGCUCUUAUUCCAGAUAUGGCUGCACUUGGGAUUUCCAGGGACCAAAUCUUGGGAUCUUCAGAAAGAAUGUGUGCCACUCAACAGCCUGUAAGUCCCCUGAAGAUGUGCUGGGUCCUUGGGGAUGAGGGCAUGCUGUGGCAACAGUGUGAUGCUCUGGUGUGCAGGAUGACCACAACAGAAUUAUGGCAAUUAAGUAGAAAAAGAAAUAUGAAAAUUGUGUGGAAAAUGUCAGAGUAGUUGAGCAGAAAAGCUCAUCUGAAGCAGCAGCUGGCAGCGCUACAGCAGGAGAGUGAGGAGGAGCAUCAGGGCUCCAGGAGCGAGGUAAUAAGGGACCAACUUCAGCGGGCUUACCAGGAGGGAGACAAAGUUCACACAGAGGCGCAGGAGGCAGUGAAGGCAGCUACUGCUGCAAAGAUGGAUGUGGCUUUGGCUGCAGAGGAGCUGAAGAUUGUUGAAGCCAUGAAUUCUGAAAGCAAGCUUCUCCAGUGGGUUGAGGAGAUGGAGAGAGUGGUAGAGAUGGACAGGAGACGGGCUGUGCUGCUGCAGCUGGAUUGCCAGGCCUUGCAUGUGGAGGUCCAGACCAGCCGGCGGCUACUGAAGGAAGAAAAAGACAGAGGCAGACAGCUGGAGGAACACUCUCAGCGGCUCAAUGAACAGACAGGUUAUCUGGCCCUUCAGAGGCAGCAGACAGAAAACAGUAAACUGCUGAAGGAAGGCAGAGAGCUGAGAGCUUCAGCUGACAGAGUCCAGGUCUGGAGCCUUACAGAAUUAUUUCUUUCUUCAUCUGGUUUUUUAAGCCAUACCCUGAGCAGGCAGCUGCAAAGUCAGUAUUCCCAGUUCACUUCUGCCCUGCAGUCACCCACAGUGGAGAAUGAAAAGCAGCAGGCCAGGUUAAAAGCAGAGAGCAGUCCUGUGGUAAAGCAACUGCAGGAGCAAGACCUGCUGCUGGAGGCAGCCAGACGCAACAACCAGACUGAGCUGCAGGUGGUGCUAACAGAUAAAGUUAGCCUGCAGCUGGAGCUAGAGAAGCUUAAAGGCAAACAUGCACAGCUGCUGCAGAGCUCCUCCACUGCAAAAGAAACAGCGGUCACUCAGAGGGAACUACUGGAGGGAACCAUUGAUAGGCUACGGAGGCAGCUGAGCGUGGCCAAAAAAGAGGAGGAGGCAAUGAGGAAUAACCUGGAGAGUUCAAAAAAUGAGUUAUGUCUUGUUGUCACUAAGUUGGAGCAUGAGAGCAGAGGUUUGGAGACCCUACUUAGCGAGGCCAAGCGGGAGGUGGGAUCUCUGAGCUUGGCCUUACAGAGCCUUCAAGAGGAGAACAAUAUGCUCAUGGGAAAGUUGGCUGCUUUAGAGCAUAUGCAGCAUGCAGUGCAACAGGUGGACCAGAUGCUGAAGGACCUAACUGACAAAAACAAGAACAAACUUAAGCUGGACUCCUUGCAGGAGGCCUUAGAAGCAGCCAAAGCGAACAACAGGAGGCUAGCCCAGAGUUUGGAGCAGGUUGUGUUGACCAACAGCAAAUUGCACAGCAAACUGGAGCAGUCCAGAGAGCAGUACCAGGCCACCAUAGAUGAAGAGCACCGCGAGGCCUGGACAAAGAUUAGUCAUUUGUGUGAAGAGCUGGGCGCUGUGAAGCAACAAACUAGAGGAGACUAUGAAUCUUCCAUGAAGACACUGCAUCGAAAACUGUCAGAGCUAAAAAUGACAGUUAAGGACUCGUCAACCGGGUCAGGUGACCUGUCCAAGGCUAAUCAGGAGCUCCGUCAACAGAUGUCUGAGCUGCAGAGACAGGUGUCCAAACAGAAAGCUUGUAUCAGAGAGCAGCAGAAGAGCAGAGGUGUACAGGACAACUCUCAUGAAGCUGAGUGUCCCCUAAUGAUCACAAUGAAAUUUCAGCCUUUUCCAACCCAACAAGAUUACAGUUCUGGAGGAGACACUAUAUUUUGUUCAAAUAGUUCCUCAAUGAAGGAAGGACUCUCAGCUCAUUUCACUUGA
Micropterus dolomieu (smallmouth bass) is the source of this 2097-nucleotide messenger RNA. Its product is annotated as coiled-coil domain-containing protein 150-like. Lineage: Eukaryota; Metazoa; Chordata; Actinopteri; Centrarchiformes; Centrarchidae. The record is from RefSeq and is a predicted model, not a curated record.